AUGGAAGGUUUGCCAGCUCCGCUUCGUUCUGGAACGCCGGUAGCCCUUUCAUCGACAGUUCGCCGGCAGCCAGCCGUUCAGAGGUUCAGCCGCAGCCAGUGGUUUGAAUGCUGGUCCUUGGGCUGUACACACGUGAGGGCUUUCGCCUUGCUUGGAGCAUUCCUGCGACAGCGGAGCAGAACAAGAGCCAGCCCGACUUGUGAAUUGCACUGGCUGCAGGAGAGAUCUCCUUGCCUGACCCUGGAGCAAGAAGAAGCUCUUCAUCUUAUGAUGUCGGAGGACUUCAACUUCCGACAGCUAACAAGCAGGGAGAACAAAGCAUUUCGCCAGAAAGUCUGCAAGACCACCGGGUUAAAGCCAGAUGACGUAAGCGAUUUGUUCAUCCACAGCCUUCGGCGAAACGUCCAAAUUGAAGCCGCUGCACGAUUUGCUUGGCGAUUAAAAGACAAAGGUUUGCUGUCUACGGUGGAGAAGGAGAAGAAAGUUGCAAAGGAUUCGGAUUCACUAGCAUUGCCAAGGCUUUCUCAAGAGCUUUGCCUGCCUCCCUCGGUGAUUCUUAAGAGGAUGCUACAAUCCGAAGAUUUGCCCAAGAACAUGAAGCCUCAAACAGUCUUGCGGGCGUUGCAAGAUGAUUUCUCUUCAAUAGCAGAAGCUCGAAAGCUCUUGGUGAAGAAGGUUCCAGCCUGCGAUUCAAUGAGCGAUUGGAUGCUGAGGGGAGUUCGUUUGGGUUUGUGA
Molecule: messenger RNA, 735 nt
Organism: Durusdinium trenchii
Lineage: Eukaryota; Dinophyceae; Suessiales; Symbiodiniaceae
Source: the annotation of a GenBank genome assembly